This is a messenger RNA of Entrophospora candida, 243 nucleotides long. The record is from the annotation of a GenBank genome assembly. NCBI's taxonomy places the organism in Eukaryota, Fungi, Glomeromycota, Glomeromycetes, Entrophosporales, Entrophosporaceae.
AAAGAGAAAGUUUAGGACCAUGGAAAAUACCUGAUUUUAGUGCUGAAUCACAACGUUUUAGAGUAGAACUGAGGAAGAAGCAUUACAAUAGGUUUAAAGAAGAUGGAAAGUAUUGCUUAAUUCCUAUGAAAGAUUACAUCAUACUAGACAUUAGACAAACAGUCAAGGCAAAAAAAUUAUAUCCCAAAACUUGGUAUGUUAUACCAAAUAAUAAUUUCACAAUUUUGACAAUUUUAGAAAAAG